GUCCCUAGUUCCAACCGUCGACUCUGAGACAGUCUCAGCCGUUACUGCAGUACGGUUUUAAAAACCGUUGGCUCUGGUUUGUCCCAACCUGAGGAGCUGCUGCUGCUGCUGCUGUAGCUGUAGUAACACCGGCUUGUGUUUUGGUCCUGUCAGCUCAUUCAUACAAUCCUAUCUGGAGCUGUUCAUACCUACCUUGCCGGCUCUAGCUACCGACCUCAACCCCGCCGCCAGGAGAGAAACUAACCGACAAAAAAACAAAAAGCAACCAGCAGACAACUGGCGGUCAGAACGCAACGGUUGGAGCGCGAGCCUGCCGACCAACCGCCACCGGCCGAUGACGUGCGGUGGAAUUGUUGAAAAAGAGGAGGAGUCUUAUUUGUGAGCGAGAGAGCGGAGAGCGGGUUUGAGUCCGAGUACAUUCACAAACUACACAGUUUGUGGAACCGAUCACUAGUCCCCCCCCUCCACCAACCGGAUAACACACCGGACCACACAUCCCCGACCGCAACGGUUGACGUGAACACACAGCAGGGGCGCGGAAGAGUUGAAUAGCGGCUGGAGGAGAAGAACAAGGAGGAGGAGACAAGUCUGCUUACAGAGCGAGGCAGAAAAUCGCGGGAACGUCGUCGCUCGGCAACGCGAAGAUUCGGUGAGUCGAGGUUGUCGAAGAAUUCUGUGGUAAAUCCAUGAGCAGGAAUCUUUCUGCUUGAAGACAGCAAUGGAAGUUGUUGUGACAGAGGAGAAGAAGAAGAUUUUCCGUGCUAGGAAAACCAUGAAGAUCAGUGAUCGACAGCAACUGGAGAGUCUUCACAGCACUUUGUUGACAGCUGCUCCAGGUUUGUCUGACACAUCUCCACCACCUCUAAUGAAUGGCACGCACAAAGAGGAUGGACAGAAAAUGGGGGACAAAGAGCUUAACAACAUCUCGGACUCAAACUCCCCCUGUGCUGCGUCCCCUUCCUCUCCGACCUCUCUGAGCUCUCCUGCUCCUUUCCUGUCCCUAAAUCUAUCCCCUUCCCCUGACUCUUCACAAAGCCCAAAAGAAAAGGAAGACUCUCCUUCUUCUCCCACAUCACCAUUCCACAGUCUAAACUUUGAACUGAAAAAGAUGGAGGAAGGGGAAAAGAAAGGUUCUUCACCGUCCUCAUCAAAUGAGUGUGUUACACCAGCGUCAACAGAAUCCAAGGAAAACCAAGAAAAAGACACAGGGGGGAACCCAGAGAUGGAAAAGAAAGAGGCUGAACAGACUUCAACAAAGGACCCAGCUGUGGAUUUGGUGAAGGAUUUAAAAGGUUUGGGUUCAUGUUCGUCUGUGCCACGGCCAGUAUCUGACUGCACAGAACCAAUGGAAACAGAUAAUGACACUAUAAAGGACCCCGAGGGCUCCACAGCCAAAGAAAAAGACGAAAAGCCUUCUUCCCCCAAAGCCACCACUUCCGAUUCCUCUGCUCGUUGUCCUUCCUCGUCUCGUCCAGCUUCCUCUUCUUGUGCAGAUCUAAAACACGAAAAGGAAAUAAAAGAAGAGAUUGAAAAAGAGGAUGGGAAGAAGGGAUCGAUAAAUGAGACAAAGAUGGAGUUGGACUCCGUGAAAGUAGAGACCAAAAAGGAAAAAACUGAAGUUAGACAAACCACAAAGCCAUCUCGGCCAUCAUCCACUCCACCAUCUAACACAGUAGUGCAAGAGGAGAAGGGCUCCACCUCUGGACUGAAGCGCACUUUAUCAGAGGGUUACGAAAAAGAUGGACAAACCGUAAAAAGAGAGGGGAAGAGGCCCAAGGUGGAACGUGAGGAGUUGGAGGCUCAACUGGAAUUUAAAAUUACUGCAAAAGCUGGCAGUCACCAUAAACUUGGAAAGAUUGUGCAACAGCUAGUGGAUGAACGGUUGAGAGCCUUGCAGCUGACCAUUUUUGACAAACAUUUCGAAGAGCUGAAAGACAGAGUAGACAAGAUUGACUGUGCCACUAAACACCAAACUGCCAUCAACACACUCCAAGCUAAGAUAGCCCGACUAGCAAAAAAGUUUGGAGAGGCCAAUCAGGCGUCAGAGAACAAAAGGAAACAAGAAGCGCUUGUUGCUGCUGCUGCUGCUGCUGCUGCUGCUACUGCUGCUGCUACCAAGACCACAACUCUUGCAAACAACCAAGUUCAACGGCCAGUCCGGACAUCCAUGGAGGUAAAGCAGACGUCGUCGUCCAGCUCAACUGCCCUGUCAGCUCCACCAGCCUUGGCUCCAGGUCCAACACCCACCUCCACUGCCAUGGUUACACAGGCCCCCAUUCUCCAGCUGAUCACCUCCACCUCUAAUGCUGCCUCCACAUUGGCCACCGGCAUCACCACUCAAAGUCCCACAGGCACCCUGCUGCUGAAAACGACCGGCGGCGGCAGCAUGAUGACUACGGGCCAGCCGCUCCUCAUCCAGCUGCCUUUAUCAAUGGCUAAUGGCCAGGCAGGAACGCUGGUCAACAUUCCUGUUUCCUCUUUGUCCGCAGCCAGCUCGCUCAACAAGGCCAAAACCACUUCCACCGCCACUUUUAUACUCAAGCCUGCUCCCGCCAUCACCACAGCAGCAGUCUCUACCCCAGCUUCUGCCACUGUCCCAACGCUCCAGGCCUCCACUUGCCAGAUGUCCCAGAUCUCUCUUGCCCGUGCCGUGUACCAGGGGGGCGCUGGGGGAAUAACUACACCUAACGCUGGGGUAUCCGUGACCACAGCCAGGACGCCAGCUCAGUCUGUCUCUGUAGCAGGAGCUAUGUCUUCAGCCUCUUCACCUGCAACCACUGGGCCGGCAGCAACGGGCUCCACUGCUCCAGGACCACCACAAGGGACGUCUCUGACAUCAAAGACAGACAACCAAGCUACAGGAUCCACUCCAUCCAAAGCAGGGGCUCCAGCGGCACGACCCAAAGGUUCUGUCAUCGAUCUCACUGAGGACGACGAUGAUGUACAAGUGACAGGAGUGAAGACUGCCACUGUUGCAGCUCUCUCACCUAUCCAGCGUCCUCAUCCAGUCGUCAGCAUUCCCAACAGUGCAGGAGCAAGGUCGUCCCCGCAAAGCAAUCUGAACGCCCCCAGCAAUCCUCAGUUGACAGUCCACCACCGCCCCCCACUGGACUCUCCAAUUAAAUCCCGCGCUGUAACCACUAGUACGCCAACCCGGGGCUCCAGCAUGGCACUGCCCCCUCUCCCAGCUGCCCCCGCACCCCCGCGCUUGCCCCCAGAGGCUGAGCGGACCUCACCUCCUCAGCAACCUCAGCUAAAGCUGGUGCCAAGUCAGACCGGUAUAGUGCUGUCCUGGUGUGUGGCAGAAACUGACCGGACCUGUGCAGCUGUAGACAGCUAUCACCUCUAUGCCUUCCAUCAAGACAACUCUAACAGUAAUGCAGCGCAGCAGCACUGGAAGAAGAUUGGGGAGGUGAAGGCCCUUCCUCUGCCUAUGGCCUGUACACUGACCCAGUUCCAGUCUGGCUCCACUUAUCAUUUUGCGGUUCGAGCCAAAGACAUCUAUGGGCGCUUUGGCUCCUUCUGUGAACCUCAGUGCACAAAUGUCAUCAGCUCCAGCUCUAGCUGAACAGUUGAGAAGAAAACAUUUUUUUGCAUUUGAAAGUUUGUGUGUUCCUUCGCUUCUUGUUUGUGUUAGGAACACAAAUAUUGUGCGUUGAACACUUGCAGUAUCUUUUAAAUAUCUCUCUGCAUAACAACUGGACUUCUGACUGACUUGAGAAGAGAACUGAAGCGGCAAACGGUUGGUUUUGUCUGGUAAUGUAUGUAAUGUAUUUUUUGUGACUAAAGCUGUUGUAUAUAAUUGAAUUUCUUUGCCCCUCUACCAAGUCAGAUAUUUAUGUUGUUGACUCCUGUUACUCUGAUCCAGAUGUCUUUUGCUUUACUUGACAGGAUUAUCAGUGUAAACUCAGAAUUGCACAGAAAUGUAUAAAUGUGUGGUAGAAACUGAAUGCUAACUUUUGUAAAUUUUGUCUGGCAACCAGACUUUGACAAACACAAUAAAAGGUUUUAUUAAA
Messenger RNA from Morone saxatilis (striped sea-bass), 4016 nucleotides. It is a transcript of the gene atf7ip, whose product is annotated as activating transcription factor 7 interacting protein. Gene Ontology annotation, molecular function: protein binding; transcription coregulator activity. The coding region runs from base 719 to 3568 and encodes 949 amino acids. The transcript has 14 exons. NCBI's taxonomy places the organism in Eukaryota, Metazoa, Chordata, Actinopteri, Moronidae. Gene Ontology annotation, biological process: regulation of DNA-templated transcription. Gene Ontology annotation, cellular component: transcription regulator complex; nucleus. The record is from RefSeq and is a predicted model, not a curated record.